Messenger RNA from Charadrius vociferus (killdeer), 1097 nucleotides. RefSeq names its product RNA binding protein S1, serine-rich domain (gene RNPS1). Gene Ontology annotation, biological process: mRNA splicing, via spliceosome. Gene Ontology annotation, cellular component: ASAP complex; cytoplasm; nucleoplasm. Bases 1 to 924 code for a protein of 307 amino acids. NCBI's taxonomy places the organism in Eukaryota, Metazoa, Chordata, Aves, Charadriiformes, Charadriidae. The transcript is spliced from 7 exons. Gene Ontology annotation, molecular function: RNA binding. The record is from RefSeq and is a predicted model, not a curated record.
AUGGAGUUAUCAGGAUUGAAAAAGAAGAGUUUGCUAGGACUCAAAGAAAAUAAUAAAAAAUCCAAUACUAGGGCUCCCUCACCAACCAAGCGCAAGGAUAGGUCUGAAGAGAAAUCAAAAGACCGGUCCAAGGAUAAAGGAGGGACUAAGGAAUCAGGUGAAAAGGAUCGUGGUCGAGACAAGGCACGCAAAAGGCGCAGUGCUUCCAGUGGGAGCAGCAGUACCAGAUCCCGUUCCAGCUCAACUUCCAGUUCAGGGUCCAGUUCCAGCACUGGUUCUAGCAGUGGCUCUAGCUCCUCUUCUGCCUCAAGCCGCUCUGGGAGCUCCAGCACCUCACGAAGUUCCAGUUCCAGCAGCUCCUCUGGAUCUCCAAGUCCAUCUCGACGGAGACAUGACAACAGGAGGCGCUCCCGCUCCAAGUCCAAGCCACCCAAGAGAGAUGAAAAGGAGCGAAAGAGGCGAAGCCCAUCACCCAGACCUACAAAAGUGCACGUUGGCAGGCUCACUAGAAACGUGACCAAGGAUCACAUCAUGGAAAUUUUUUCCACUUACGGAAAGAUUAAAAUGAUUGACAUGCCAGUUGACAGGCUAAAUCCACACCUCUCCAAAGGUUACGCUUAUGUGGAGUUUGAGAACCCAGAUGAUGCUGAGAAAGCCCUGAAACACAUGGAUGGAGGCCAGAUUGAUGGUCAGGAGAUCACUGCCACGGCUGUGCUAGCACCACGACCCAGGCCGCCUCCCAGACGCUUUAGCCCACCCAGGAGGAUGCUGCCACCACCGCCGAUGUGGCGCAGGUCACCCCCUCGCAUGAGGAGAAGGUCCCGCUCUCCUCGGCGCAGAUCCCCUGUUCGCCGGCGAUCAAGAUCCAGAUCUCCUGGACGAAGGCGCCAUCGCAGCCGCUCCAGCUCAAACUCCUCGCGAUAAAGGAAAAAGACUGGACAGCUUUUUAUUUUUUAACUUAAAUCCCAUCAGACUAAAUAUUGUACCUUUUUUUUAUAAUGGGUCUGGUUGAGGAGGAGUGAGAGAGAGAGAAAUAAUCCUGGCAGUGAAGGCAACCUAAGAGGGCAGAGCGACAGUUCCCGGACAGUAGAUCGCCU